Cylas formicarius (sweet potato weevil) is the source of this 1412-nucleotide messenger RNA. RefSeq lists its product as uncharacterized. Lineage: Eukaryota; Metazoa; Arthropoda; Insecta; Coleoptera; Brentidae. Bases 281 to 1066 code for a protein of 261 amino acids. The transcript is spliced from 2 exons. The record is from RefSeq and is a predicted model, not a curated record.
GACGGAUACGUUCCGUGAAACGAAUACGUCUGUGUGUACAUUUAAAACAUCUGAUUAUCUAUCGUAAAUAACCCGUCGAAAAGGGGUGGUAAGCGCGACCCCCAAUUAAACCCGCCGAAAUUAAAUAAACGCCGAGGAAAUCUGCGGGGCGUGUUUGGACGGCGGUUUAAGUUAGGGUCAUUUUCGUGUUAUUUACCCAUGUCUAAUCAAUAAACUGGGCAACACAAGAGGCAGGACAGGCGGUCGUUUUCGUGGGGGCGAUUUUGAUCCCGCGCCAAUUAUGGAACGGGGCGGGCACUCUCGGGAACCCGAUUCUAUCGAAGAAGGCAAGCCGUUGAAAAAAGCUAGGUACGUGUGGGAAGUGAAGGGCAAGCACCACAUGAAAAAAACGGAAGCCCAUUCGCCGAGGAACCAAGAGGUACCGAAUCCGUCGGGUGUGACGAUGCGGGAAUUGCAGGGCCCCAGCGAUUGUUGCCUCGAAUCGUUCCUUUCUAAAACGGAAGAGAUUUUGGAUAGAGACUAUAGUGAUGAUGAGGAAAAGUCGUCACUUGAAAAUGUGAUCGAAAAUGAAAUACCUGUUACUUUAGUACUCGCCAGACCGAAAAACCAAGACUAUUAUUUAAGAUUGUGGCAAGCCCAACAGAUUGCUCGCAGUUAUGUGGACAAUACCGUGAACAGUAUGUUGGAACGCUUUAACGAUCGUUCUUUGGAUGUGUCAAGUCUUAUUGAGGAUUGCGAGAAUGAUGGCCAAGUCGAAGAUGAUGCGAUUUUGAUGGCUAUUCAGGCACACGGUUUACAGUCUGUGGUUUUGCAACAGUCUCCCAGACAGAGUGAGGUUGAAUCUCGGUGUGAUAAGCCUGCUGUUGAUCUUAUCUGUGAGAAUUAUGAAAACUACCAGAGGGAGCGGGAGAAUGAGUUUUCCGUAACUUCAACUUCGAGUUCUACAAGUGGGGGCACACCCAGUUCGAAUUCCAAUCAAUUUGAGGAAGAUCUCUCGGACCAAAUGGAUUUCUUAAAUGCCGCAGUAUCAGUGGCGAUACAAGAAAAGGGUUUAACCUACAGUUAAGACUGAAUUUUUGAGAAAUAUAAAAAACUGUGUAAGAGUUUGUAUAAUUGGAAAUGAUUAUCAGGAAGUGGGAGAUUCAGUGAGGAGUUAUUUAUAAAUAGUCUUUGGUGAUUACAUAACCUGAUUAUGUGUCAACAUCUGGAAGUUAGGGUUUAAGUAAUAGGAACCUUACUAAAUAUAGAAAUAAAAUUAUUUAUCUCCCAGUGUUAAUAGAAAAGGCUCUUAAUUCCAAUUGGGCUUUUAAAUUGCCCAUAAAUCUAUUAUUUAAUUGUUUUAUUUUAUGGUUGCCUUGUCCAUCCAAAUGUAGUGGAUUUUACUUGAUGCAAGCUUAAAAAAUUAUUUUAUC